This is a messenger RNA of Acanthisitta chloris (rifleman), 879 nucleotides long. It is a transcript of the gene TASL, whose product is annotated as chromosome unknown open reading frame, human CXorf21. The transcript has a single exon. Bases 1 to 879 code for a protein of 292 amino acids. Gene Ontology annotation, biological process: regulation of toll-like receptor signaling pathway. NCBI's taxonomy places the organism in Eukaryota, Metazoa, Chordata, Aves, Passeriformes, Acanthisittidae. The record is from RefSeq and is a predicted model, not a curated record.
AUGCUGUCAGAAGGUUACCUUUAUGGAAUUGCCUACCUUUGUGAAGACCUGAACCCUGGGCUCUACAAGAAGAGUUCAGCUGAUGAAGUGGUGUAUGAAAUGAGGUCCAUUAAUUACUCUUCCAUGGAGGAAGCUCAGGGGAAGAGCUUCCUUCAGAGAUGCAGGUCUGCUGGCAAGUGCAUUUCCUCAGUCUGCUCUAGGGGUAGCAGGCCCAGCAGAAGGCAGAAGGAUAACCUCCCACAGCCUGCACAGCGUCCUGUGCCCCCAGGGCAGCCAGCUCCAGCCACACACACUGGCCAAGGGCUGACAAAAAAAGACACUUACCUGGUUCCACCUUCCUGCAAAAGCAUCUGCAAGAACUACAAUGAUUUGCAUAUAGCUGGGGACUACGUGGUGCCGAUGAGCUCAGUCACGACAGACUUUGCUUGUGACAGUGGCAUAGGGCCCUUCCUGGAGUCCUCAGAGAUCCCUCCCCCCCUGGAGUCCAUGAGGGUCCCCAGCCCCAGCGGCUCCAGCCGCAGGCCAGGCCAAGGCUACUCGUCGUGCUGGCGCCUGGCGAGCCUCGGGGCCCACCAGCAGCCUCUGUCCGACUCUGCCCUCAACAACUACCUGGAGCAGAAGCUGCUGGAGCUGUACCAGCAGUACAUCAUGGACAGCACGGCACACAGGGCAUCCCCCACCCAGAUCCUGGCCUCCGAGCUCAUCAUGACCAACGUGGAUCAAAUCAGCACGCAGAUUUCUCGGGAGAGGAAUAUGGAGACCACCAAGGCCAAAGACAUUGUCAUUAGUCGCUUCUUGCGAAUAGCCAGCGAGAAGAUUUCCUCAGAAAUGAGCACGCCUACUCUGCACAUUUCCCAGUAUAGCCACACAAACUCUUAG